Messenger RNA from Sclerotinia trifoliorum, 1212 nucleotides. The record is from the annotation of a GenBank genome assembly. Lineage: Eukaryota; Fungi; Ascomycota; Leotiomycetes; Helotiales; Sclerotiniaceae.
ACUUCAACUCUUCAACUCCUUCAUCCUUCACCCGUCAUUUCACUCCAUUCUUCACUUGUUAUUUCACUUCCUUCAGAACUCCAACCUCGUUAUUUUUACUGGAGAAUAGAUAGUCAACACUUCGUCAUUAUUAUCAUCAUCGACACCUCUACUUGGUAAACUUUGGUCAUAAUUACCAACCAGACUACUCGAGCAUACCAUGUCAUGAGUGCUAAAUGGUCACAUGCAUAUGUAACCUUGAUCACAUUACUUAAGUGUGCUGAACAAAAAUCCCAUACCUAACCUUACUUAUUACCUCUUCACUUUCUCUUACAAUAACCCAGCUAAGCCAUUUUCGUUAUUCAACAUUUUGCUACUUUUGGAAAGAAACCAAAUAAAUCUGCGAAGGAUUGGUUGGAUGCGACAUACGUAUAUUGGAUGGAUUACCUUUGUUUUGCGACUUCGCCCUCAGAUUGACUUUGACGCUCGUUCGUGAAGGUUAUCAUCUUGCGGAAGUAUCACCUUAGGAAAGAGGCUUACAAAAUCAUUCAAACAUCCUGGGGCGCUCAAAUAACGACGAUAUGUGCACUACGUACUUCUCCACCUAUGUCAACUGCCAUCAUCGUCCUUUCCGACGAACGGGAUGUGCCCUAUAUACGCAAGAUCAUCGAACCUGUACUGGUAAAGUCGAAGUGCAUACUAAAGGAGGUCUUAUCUGUCCAGCAUGUUUCGAUAGGAUUGUCUGGGUUCGAUCCAACGGUGAAUGGGAGACAAUAGAAACACCAGAAGGUGACCUAGCAAAAGAUGACUGGGAACAGGUUGAGAGAGUUGGUUAUGAUUGGAAAGAAGAUAAAAAAUCCAAGGACCUGGAGGUCGGUGUCAAGGGCAACAGCCGCAAUGCACUCAUCGUGAAAGAAGGCACGGAACAAGCAAAUGAUAGGGUGGAUUUGUAGCCGGAAAAAUCAUCUUGGGAGUAUGAGGGCAUUCAAGGUGGAGUGACUCAAAGAAGCAAUAAUCAAGAGGGCUUCAACGCAGGUCUUUGGUUCAAUAGUCGACCUGUACAGAUUCUGGAAUGCUAUUUGUCUAGAUAACGGCCACGCUUCGAAGUAUAGCGGCAGCUGCGUUGGCUCUUAUAUUGACUUAAAAUAUGACCCGCAGUUUGGCAGUAUUUUCUGUAACUAGGAAGAGCCAUGUACAGGAUCUAGAGAUAUAGCGAGGCAAAUAAAACGACAA